AUGGUCAAGCCUUCCACCCUCCUUCUCGGCGCCGGCGCCGCCUUCGCUGCCGCUGCUCCCACCGAGCUUGCCGAGCGUUCCAGCUGCACCUUCACCGAUGCUGCCUCCGCCAUCAAGGGCAAGAGUUCCUGCAGCACCAUCACCCUGAAGAACAUCAGCGUUCCUGCUGGCGAGACUCUUGACAUGACCAAGCUUAAGUCAGGCACCCAGGUCGUCUUCGAAGGAACCACCUCCUUCGGCUAUAAGGAGUGGAAGGGUCCCCUUAUUUCCGUCUCCGGCACCGAUAUUACUGUUACCGGUGCUUCUGGUCAUGUUAUUGACGGCAACGGUGCUAAGUGGUGGGACGGCAAGGGCACCAACGGUGGCAAGACUAAGCCUAAGUUCUUCUACGCCCACUCGCUUAAGGGCAAGUCCGUCAUUAAAGGCCUAAACGUGAAGAAUACCCCCGUCCAGGGCUUCUCCGUUAAUAGCUCUGAGGGCCUCACCCUCGACAGCAUCAAGAUUGACAACACCGAUGGUGAUAAGACCGACGGUGGCCACAACACGGAUGCUUUCGACGUUGGCAGCUCCUCCGACAUUACUAUCAGCAACGCCAACAUCCAGAACCAGGAUGACUGUCUUGCCAUCAACUCCGGCACUAACAUCAAGUUUACUGGCGGCACCUGCUCCGGGGGGCACGGCAUCUCUAUUGGCUCUGUUGGUGGCCGCAAGGACAAUACCGUCAAGGGUGUUACUGUCGAAAACUCGACCAUUAAGAACUCCCAGAACGGUGUUCGCAUCAAGACCGUGUACGGCGCCACUGGCUCCGUGUCUGACGUCACCUACAACGACAUCACCCUCGAGAACAUCGAGAAGUACGGUCUCGUUAUCCAGCAGGACUACGAGAACGGGUCCCCCACCGGCACCCCCACCACCGGUGUCCCCAUCACCGACGUUACCAUGAAGAACAUCAAGGGCACGGUCAAGUCCAGCGGCAUCAACGAGUACAUUCUCUGCGGCAAGGGCUCGUGCUCGAAUUGGAAAUCGAGCGGAGUGUCCAUCACUGGCGGCACCAAGAAGAAGACCUGCUCGAACAUUCCCAGCGGCUCUGGCCUCUCUUGCUAA
Diplodia corticola is the source of this 1104-nucleotide messenger RNA. RefSeq names its product glycoside hydrolase family 28 protein. Gene Ontology annotation, biological process: pectin catabolic process. Gene Ontology annotation, cellular component: extracellular region. Lineage: Eukaryota; Fungi; Ascomycota; Dothideomycetes; Botryosphaeriales; Botryosphaeriaceae. Gene Ontology annotation, molecular function: polygalacturonase activity. The transcript is spliced from 2 exons. The coding region runs from base 1 to 1104 and encodes 367 amino acids. The record is from RefSeq and is a predicted model, not a curated record.